CCGCGCUGCUGAGCCUCCGCACGACUCGCCCAUUUUCCGAGGCGUUCUUCCUCUCGCCGCUCCCGUCCCCCCCAAUACCGGGGAUAGCGAGGGAUACCCCCCACCCCCAGAAAAGCUGUUACCGGGGAAGGGCGGCCUGGCAGAGCCCCCGGUAGGGCAGGUCCAGUUUACCUCGGCCGGAGCUGGUUCCGUGCCUUCGGCAGACCCAAACUCUUGCCCUCCCCGCCACCCUACUCGCGUUGUAAAGAGGCGCAGGGUGCUCGGCGAACGGGAUUUGCCGGAGAGGAUGCCGAGGAGUCUUGACAGGUGCUAGCCAGAGCAAGUGCCAAAUUGUCCUGGGGAAAGCGGGGAGGGAGGCUGUAGGGUUGGUUCGUUUUUUUUAAUUUAAAGCCCGUUAGUCUCCGGUCGGCCUUGGGUGUGAGUGAAAAUAAGGGUGGGUAAAGAGGACAAAAUCAAAUAUAUACCGCCCUGUGUAGAGAAGUGUGGAAAAAGCAGGACUAUCUCUAGGAUUGCAGAGGUAUGCUGGAAAUUAACAUUUGGAGAAAAGAAUCUGAAGAAACUUUGGUCAGCUAGGUUAGGGAACGUGGCCCACUUCCUUUAAUGCUGCUGGGAUGAAUAAGAAUCUCAAAAAAUGAGAAUUGCUUAGUUCUCUGAAAGGGUCUAUCAGGCUUCCCUGUUGUGAAAUAUACCUUCUGACCCAGUAUUUUAUUUCUGUGGCUCUUGUUACUCAAAAUCCCCUUUCGUUACUAUGUUGGCCGAGCAAGCUCAAAAGUGGUUCCCAACUCAUGUGCAAGCCACAGUCCUUCAGGCCAAAGGUCUCAAACCAAAGGGCAAAAGUGGCACUAAUGAUACAUACACUAUCAUACAGUUGGGAAAAGAGAAGUACUCCACUUCGGUGGCGGAGAAGACCCUUGAUCCAAUAUGGAAAGAAGAAGCUUCGUUUGAGCUGCCUGGAUUGCUGAUGGAAGGGAACUCUGAAAAAUACAUUCUCUACCUGAUAGUCAUGCACAGGUCUCUUGUUGGGCUUGAUAAGUUUCUGGGACAAGUGGCAAUUAAUUUAAAUGAUAUUUUUGAGGACAAACUGAGAAGGAAAACAGAAUGGUUUCCCCUCGAGUCUAAACAAGGAAAACGAACUAAAGACAGAGGAGAGAUAAAAGUCAAUAUUCAGUUUGUGAGAAACAACAUGACAGCGAGCAUGUUUGACUUGUCAAUUAAGGACAAAACCAAAUCUCCUUUUGCCAAAUUAAAGGACAAAAUGAAGGGUCGUAAGACAGAUGGGACAUUUUUGGAUACAUCUUCUGCAAUCAUUCCAAGUACUCAUACACCAGAAACUAACAAUAUAACAUCCCUCAAUGAAUUGCAGUUAAAAUCGAAGCCAAAAAAGCCUUUUCUUUUGGGACCUCAGCGACUCUCUCUGGCUCACUCAAUGUCUGACCUAACUGGACCUCAGAUAACUUCAGAAAAAAAUAAAUCGGGAACAACUGGCAACUCUUACCUCUUCAGACGUCAGCUUGAGUCUGUUGGUUCUGAGGAUGAAAGUG
This is a messenger RNA of Thamnophis sirtalis, 1541 nucleotides long. NCBI's taxonomy places the organism in Eukaryota, Metazoa, Chordata, Lepidosauria, Squamata, Natricidae. The record is from RefSeq and is a predicted model, not a curated record.